Messenger RNA from Cheilinus undulatus (humphead wrasse), 2668 nucleotides. Its product is annotated as carcinoembryonic antigen-related cell adhesion molecule 5-like. The transcript has 25 exons. NCBI's taxonomy places the organism in Eukaryota, Metazoa, Chordata, Actinopteri, Labriformes, Labridae. The record is from RefSeq and is a predicted model, not a curated record. The coding region runs from base 1 to 2403 and encodes 800 amino acids.
AUGGCGUCUGAGGCCUCUGACCCAAUUUACAAGGCUAUAGGUGGAGAUGCUGUCCUCAGACCAUCCCCCAUGGAUCUUCCUAUCAAAAGCAUAGAGUGGAAACACAAUGAGGAUAUUGCAGCAGAUUGGCAUGGAAACAAGUCUAAGUGUUUUGGCCAGUUUAAAGGUCGUUGUGAGGUGGAUACUGAUACUGGAGCACUGACCAUCAAAGGACUGAAACUGAACGACAGCGGCAUCUACACACCAGAGAUUAACUACAAAGUCCCCUUUAAGAUUGAACUCUCUGUAAUCUCUCGUGUAGCUAAAUCCUCUGUAAAAACAUCCUGCAACACUGAGAUGACCAGCUGUCUCCUGACCUGUGAAGGCAACACUACAAACGCCGACCCAGUUGUCUAUAAGUGGUUUUUAGAUGGCAAGCAUGGAUCUUCAUAUAAGGAGUGGAAUAUAACAAAGGAUACAAAGGGGGACAGAUUCAGCUGUUUAAUGAUGAACCCAGUCAGCAAUGAAACCAGUGAAAGCAUCAUAAACCCCUUCAUUAAAAAACUUUACGGAGCUAAAGGUGAAGAUGUGAUCCUCAGACCACCCCCCAUGAAUGAUACUAUCCAAAGAAUCGAGUGGAAACACAAUGAAAAUAUUGCAGCAGGGUGGUAUGGAAACAAGUCUGAGUGCCUUGGCCAGUUUGAAGCGGCAUCUACACACCAGAGAUUAACUUCAGAGACUCCAGCAAGACUCAUCUCUGUUAUCUCUCGUGUAGCUAAACCCUCUGUAAAAACAUCCUGCAACACUGAGAUGACCAGCUGUAACCUGACCUGUGAAGGCAACACUGCAGAGGCUGAACCAAUCACUUAUAGGUGGUUUAUAGAUGGCAGGGAUGGACCUUCAAAUGUUGUGUUGAUUAUAGCAAAGGAUACAAAGGGGGACAGAUUCAGCUGUUUAAUGAUGAACCAAGUCAGCAAUGAAACCAGUGAAAGCGUCACAAACCCCUUCAUUAAACAACUUUACGGAGCUAAAGGUGAAGAUGUGAUCCUCAGACCACCCCCCAUGAAUGAUACUAUCCAAAGAACCGAGUGGAAACACAAUGAAAAUAUUGCAGCAGGGUGGUAUGGAAACAAGUCUGAGUGCCUUGGCCAGUUUGAAGGUCGUUGUGAGGUGAACACUGAUACUGGAGCACUGACCAUCAAAGAACUUAACCUGAACAACAGCGGCAUCUACACACCAGAGAUUAACUUCAGAGACUCCAGCAAGACUCAUCUCUCUGUUAUCUCUCGUGUAGCUAAACCCUCUGUAAAAACAUCCUGCAACACUGAGAUGACCAGCUGUGACCUGACCUGUGAAGGCAACACUACAGAGGCUGAACCAAUCACUUAUACGUGGUUUAUAGAUGGCAGGGAUGGACCUUCAAAUGUUGUGUUGAUUAUAACAAAGGAUACAAAGGAGGAGAGUUUUAGAUGUUUGAUGAUGAACCCAGUCAGCAAUGACACCAGUGAAAGUGUCACAAACCCCUUCAUCAAAGAUCCCAAUAAUAAACAAACUGUCCUAGUUUACGGAGCUAAAGGUGAAGAUGUGAUCAUCAGACCACCCCCCAUGAAUGAUACUAUCCAAAGAAUCGAGUGGAAACACAAUGAAAGUAUUGCAGCAGGGUGGUAUGGAGAUGAGUUUGAGUGCCUUAACCAGUUUGAAGGUCGCUGUGAGGUGAACACUAAAACUGGAGCACUGACCAUCAAAGGACUGAAACAAACAGACAACGGCAUCUACACACUAAAGAUUAGCGGCAAAGUCACCAACAAGACUGAACUCUCUGUUAUCUCUCGUGUAGCUAAACCCUCUGUCGUCAAAUCCUGCAACCCUGACAUGACCAGCUGUAACCUGACCUGUGAAGGCAACACUGCAGAGGCUGAACCAGUCACUUAUACGUGGUUUAUAGAUGGCAGGGAUGGACCUUCAAAUGUUGUGUUGAUUAUAACAAAGGAUUCAAAGGAGUACAGUUUCAGAUGUUUGAUGAUGAACCCAGUCAGCAAUGAAACCAGUGAAAGCAUCAAAAACCCCAUCAUCACUAAAGAAGAACAGGACCGACUGAUAUCCAUCCUUGUGCCAGUAAUAGUAGUGGUUGUUUUGGUAGUCAUUGUGGUUGCUGCUGUUUUCAUCUACAAUCACAUCAGGGGAAGAAGGCAAGGACCAAAUAACCGAAGAGAUGUAGAAAGAGAAGAGGGACAUGAGCAUGAGAUGGACCCACUAAAUCAAACUCCAGAUGAUUUAGCUGCUGAAGGACAUCCCAAAGACAACCAACAUCUCAGCAAUGGAGCUGUUGCUUCAGGAGCCCAGAGAACCAGCCUGGUCUCAGACCUCCCUAGUAAUACAAAAUGGCCACGGUGGAGCUCAGCUCUCAUCUGCAGUGGUUCCUGACCUGCAGACCUCUGGACCUCCGGAUACCAACAAGGACUCUGAGAAAUCUGCACUGAUGCCAGACAAACCGGAAACCAACUGUGAACCAUCAGCUGAUGAACAGAGAGCAGAUGACUGAGGAGAUGGGCGUAAACCUCAAAACUCGUUGGUAGAGACUUCUGUUCCGUUCCGUUUGAAGAUGUUACACUCACUAUGGGAUGAAGUGUUACGGUAGUGAGAAAACUUGAAGAAAUGUACUAUUUAUUUCUGACGUUAACUACCUAAC